Molecule: messenger RNA, 1162 nt
Organism: Salvelinus sp. IW2-2015
Lineage: Eukaryota; Metazoa; Chordata; Actinopteri; Salmoniformes; Salmonidae
Gene: prozb
Product: protein Z, vitamin K-dependent plasma glycoprotein b
Biological process (GO): proteolysis
Molecular function (GO): serine-type endopeptidase activity; calcium ion binding
Source: RefSeq, a predicted model, not a curated record
AUGGGGACCAGUGCAAACCCAAUCCCUGUCUCCAUGGUGGCAGCUGCAAGGACAGCAUUGGAGGUUACACCUGUAGCUGCACAGAGCRGUACCACGGGAAGAACUGUGAAARAGAUAUCUCUCAGUGCCCCACUAAGGGGCCCUUCUCCUGUGACCACUUCUGCAGUCCCAACUUUGGAUCAUACCAGUGCUCCUGCACCACAGGGUACAAGAUUCACAGUGAUAAGAGGAGCUGCAUACCUGCAGUUAAGCACCCCUGUGGAAGACUCCAGCCAACAAACCAAAUCAACAUAGCUUAUCACGUCUGUCCACACAACCGCUGUCCAUGGCAAGUGGUGUUUGUGGAUGAGGCUGGUGRGGAGCUGUGUAGRGGGGUGAUCCUGGGGCCUCAGGCAGUCCUGACCUCAGCUAGCUGCCUYUACAUGGGAAAGAAYGUCCACAGCAUGCAGACAGGUGCCUCAGAUAAUAGUGUGAGGAUCCCUCUAUCGACCCAGUUGUACAUUCACAACCGCCACGAGAGAGGCAGUCUGGAGGACGACCUGGCCUUGGUGAGACUGAAUGAGCCCCUUCCCUAUGGCCCCUCUGUCUCCCACCUGUGCCUGCCCACUAAGGAUUUCAGUGAGAACGUGUUGAUGAGUCCAGGAAGGGAGGGGGUGGCCAGGGGUCCGGACAAGUUCCGGGGGGAAUCCCACCGGCCCCCCUGUCUCUCCUACCUGAAAGCGGAGGGCUGUCGAAACCAGGUGAACGUCUCAGCCCUCACCAACAAGAUGUUCUGUAUGAGGAGCCAGAAGGGCUUCUGUGGGACUGAGUUGACUAGGUUUAAUAGACAGACCUCAAACCAGGACUACGAGGAACUGCAGCCUCUUGUCCGGGACCCCGUUGUGACUGUGGAGAGGGGUACAGCGUUCCUAACAGGCCUGCUGCUUACGCCACCCACGUCACAUGGCUGUGAACAAACCCUGUUGUUCACCAAGCUGUCUCGCUACUUGCAAUGGAUCCAGCAGCGCCUGGAGAUGACAGAGAUGAGGAUGACCCACAAAUGACCCACGACCCACCUGGACCUUAUGUGUAACCCCAACUAAAGGGUUAGCCUGAUCCCUACCUACACUGGACUUACAGCCAACAAGGUUGCGUUCAAGAUUUAAGUUGUUUUUUCCAAGGU